GUUAGAGCCACCCUCUCCUCUCCCCUUUCUUCUCGUGCUUUCGCGAUGGCAACCACCGACACGACGACGACGGAGGCGCCGGCGACGGUGGGCGGCUACGAGCUAUUGGAGCGGCUGGGCGGGCGUCCUCCGUCCACGGUCGUGUGGCGCGCGGUCUCACGGUCCACCGGUGCGCCCGUGGCCGUGAAGCAGGUGCGCCUCGCCGGCCUCCCAGCCCGCCUCCGCGACAGCCUCGACUGCGAGGUCCGCUUCCUCGCCGCCGUCAGCCACCCCAACAUCAUCCGCCUCAUCGAUGUCAUCCAGACACAGAGCUGCCUGUACCUCGUCCUGGAGCUGUGCGAGGGAGGGGACCUGGCGGCCUUCAUCCGGCGCAACGGGAGGGUAGCCGAGCGCGUGGCCAGAAAUUUCAUGAAACAAAUUGGAGCUGGCUUACAAGUGCUGCGCCGGCACCAGGUCGUCCACCGGGACUUGAAACCUCAGAAUAUCCUACUGUCUUCACCAAGCAGCGAUGCAAUCCUUAAGAUAUCUGAUUUUGGCCUUGCAAGGGUUCUUCGUCCUGGGGAGUAUGCAGACACAGCUUGCGGCUCUUGUUUGUACAUGGCCCCAGAAGUGAUGCUGUUUCAAAAGUACGAUGACAAGGUAGACAUGUGGAGUAUCGGCGCGAUCCUGUUUGAGCUCUUGAAUGGCUAUCCACCAUUCCACGGCAGAAGUAAUGUGCAGCUACUUCAAUGCAUAAACAGAAGCACAUCUCUUCCGUUCUCCAAACCUUUGCUCUCCAGCUUGCAUCCUGAUUCUGUUGAAAUGUGCACGAGACUACUAUGCGCAAAUCCAGUGAAUAGGCUGUCCUUCCAAGAAUUCUUCGACCACAGCUUCUUCAGAGUAUGAAUGCCAGCCACGCUGAGAAAUACACAUGAGUUCUGGCAACAAUACCAUGUGAUGCUGUAAAGCUGUAUUGUUUGUUCUUCUGAUGUACUACUUGACGUGGGUGUUGAUCUGACUGUAAAGCUUCAGAGAGCUUGUUUCCUCGGGAUUAUGUAUUCAGAAUGUGAGUGGAUACAUGUGCAUUGUGGUCAUCUGUA
Molecule: messenger RNA, 1079 nt
Organism: Panicum hallii
Lineage: Eukaryota; Viridiplantae; Streptophyta; Magnoliopsida; Poales; Poaceae
Product: serine/threonine-protein kinase ATG1t
Exons: 8
Coding region: 46-885 (279 amino acids)
Biological process (GO): protein autophosphorylation; autophagy; peptidyl-serine phosphorylation
Cellular component (GO): cytoplasm; autophagosome
Molecular function (GO): ATP binding; protein serine/threonine kinase activity
Source: RefSeq, a predicted model, not a curated record